GUAAAUUUGUCUCAGACAUGGCCGAACCGACCGGAGAGGGAGAGGGAGCGCCAGGAGCACCAUUUUUCCACAAAGAGAGGAUAAAAUACAGCCCGGAGGAGGAGGCCAAGCUGGAGAGGCAACAUUUCUGGAGGAUAAUCGAUGCUUUUAGAUUCUACAGGGUCCAUGUCGAGGAGCAGGUCAAGCGGGCUGAGCGGCAGUUUCGGAGCCUGCCUCAGCACCACCAGGAUCUGCUGCCAGAUGUUCUGUCCAACCUGGCCCGGAUCAGCCAGUGUGCGGACCACAACCAGGAGCUGCUGCAGGCCAUCAUUCACAACAGCCUCCACAUGUUUGAGAACAUCGAGUACGGCGAGAGGGAGGAUCCGCGGAAGGCGCGGCCAUCCACCACGUUCGACAUGGACAAGCUCAAGUCCACCAUAAAGCAGUUUGUCAGAGACUGGAGCGAGGUGGGCCGAGCUGAGAGGGAUUCCUGCUACCAGCCUAUCAUCAAAGAGAUCCAAAGACUCUUCCCAAGUGACCAAUAUGAUGUGUCUAAGGUGAGCGUGCUGGUUCCGGGUGCUGGGCUUGGCCGUCUAGCCUGGGAGAUCGCUCGGCUGGGUUAUAUUUGCCAGGGCAACGAAUGGAGCUUCUUCAUGCUCUUCUCUUCCAACUUUGUCCUCAAUAGGUGUGAACAGCUCAACUCUCUGACCCUGUACCCCUGGAUCCACCAGUUUAGCAACAACAAGAAAUCCUCGGACCAAACGCGACCAAUCAGCUUCCCUGAUGUCAACCCUCAGAGUUUACCGCUAAAUGCCGACUUCUCCAUGGUAGCAGGGGACUUUGUGGAGGUCUACAGUGAGCCAGAUUCCUGGGACUGUGUGGCUACCUGCUUCUUUAUUGACACAGCUCAUAAUGUCAUCGAGUAUGUGGAGACUAUCUGGAAGAUUUUAAAACCUGGUGGAGUGUGGAUCAACCUGGGUCCACUGCUGUACCACUUUGAGAACAUGGCCAAUGAGCUCUCAGUUGAACUUAGCUACGAAGACAUUAGGACAGCCAUUGUUAACUUUGGCUUCCACUUAGAGGUGGAGAGAGAGUCGGUUCAGACCACCUACACAGAGAACGACCGCUCCAUGUUGAGAUACAUUUACGACUGCGUCUUCUUCGUGGCACGGAAACCCGCAGACCUUUACUUUGACUGCGAGGAAGACGACCAACAACAGAGCUCUCCGCCGGCCGCUAAGUCACCACGGCGAGAAGGAACCGACAGCCUGACGUGACAGGAAACGGUGAACUUAGAGGACUAAGUGAAGAUUAGACUGGCAAAGAAGAAAAUGGACCCAGAAGAAAAAAAGAAAAAAAAACAACCCAUACAUUUCCUUUUUGUCAUAUAUAUCUUUUUAAGAUGCAUCUUGUGGAGAAAUGUGCCCAACCCACCAGGUUUCUUUUUUUCCUGGCCAGGUGAAGCGCCUGAAUAUGGCUCAAGUUGUAGAAUGUAAUAUGAAGUAUUACAGGACUAUAUCAUGAGUAACACCUGGAAUCUCUUCAUACCUGGAUUUGUGAUGAUACCUUUUUGUUUUAGUGGUUUGUGUGUCAGCUACAAACCAGGAAGAGUAGAUUUCUUUUAACCGCGGUCUUACUAUUUCUCAUCUCCACUGACUUUAACUGCCUGAGAGUGUGUGUGUGUGUGUGUGUGUGUGUGUGUGUGUGUGUGUGUGUGUGUGUGCGCGCGUGUAUAUGUAUGUGUGAGUGAUAGGACAGCGUGAUGUGAACUUUUUGCUUUUGAAAUGUAUUUAUUUUGUCAACUAUGGUGCCAAUAACUAUAUCUACUCCAUUUGCAUUCGGAUCAUCAGUCAACACCUUGAAAAUGUAAUCUAAACGUGUUUUCAGCCUUUUCAGGAAUAACUUGUUUUAAAAUUGACUUUCAUCAACUUUUCUUUUUUUUUUUUUUUUUGGUUUCUAAUCACACUUUGGAAUAAAGCCAAACAUUUUAACUAAUCUUUAUCUCCAGAGUUUUACUGUUUUAAGUUGGAUAUGAUUUUAACACGGACAGAACGGCACUAAAAUGCAGCUCAGGGCCAAUUUAAGUGUUUGGUUUUUUUUGGUGCAAGGACUGAAAAAGCGUGUUUUGUGUGUGCUUGCUCAUCAUUUAGGAGGCAGGUUACAGGUGUGAUAAGGUGGAUACAUACACCUUAAUUCAUACUAAACCAUAAUGGAUACGUUUCCCUACGUAGGCCAGUCGUAGCAGGAGAAUCACGCAGGUGGAACCAGUAACGUUAAUGGCGUAGCACCUCGACUGAAGUGUCACAAAACUAAAUACAGCCAUUAUUCACGAGAUUAAUUACACCUGUGCUUUUCCUCCUGUAACGCUUGAAAAUGAAAGUCUUUUUUAGAGUUAGAAAGUGAUGUAAUUCAGUUAAAUACAUAUAUGAAUAACUGUGUUACAACCCAAGAUGUGUAAAUGCUGAAAUGUCAUUUUUUUGAUUAACAUUUAUUUUAUGAUGUGAACUUUUAAAUGAAAUGUUCGAUGUUAGAGGCAAAGUUAGCUUUUGUAAAAUGUAUAUGAGUAACAUUUUAAUAAAUGAUAUGUGAUUUAGCCUAGCCUGAAUGGUACCUGUGCAAUAAGCAGACAACAUGACCUGAAUUGAUAACCAGCUUGUCACGUGGCAAACCCAGAAAGUAGAUCAUUACAGUCAGGACUGUAGCUGCCUUUGAGACUGAGGUCGUGUCCUUCGUCUUUUUCUUGGUAUUUCUGCUGCUGAAGCAGUCUGGGGAGAGUAGUGACACCUUGAAAUAAAAAAUAAAUAAAAAAACAGGUACAAUA
Messenger RNA from Dicentrarchus labrax (European seabass), 2800 nucleotides. RefSeq names its product carnosine N-methyltransferase 1 (gene carnmt1). The transcript is spliced from 8 exons. Lineage: Eukaryota; Metazoa; Chordata; Actinopteri; Moronidae. Bases 18 to 1256 code for a protein of 412 amino acids. The record is from RefSeq and is a predicted model, not a curated record. Gene Ontology annotation, molecular function: S-adenosylmethionine-dependent methyltransferase activity.